Molecule: messenger RNA, 8551 nt
Organism: Lymnaea stagnalis (great pond snail)
Lineage: Eukaryota; Metazoa; Mollusca; Gastropoda; Lymnaeidae
Source: the annotation of a GenBank genome assembly
UUUUUUAAGACUAAGAUGCCUACAAGCCUCUAUGGUUGUGGCUUUGAUGGGUUCUCACAGCUGUCAAGUUUUCUUUUAACUAAUUCUGAUAACUUAUCAAGAAAUGCAAAACCUGACCAAAAGAAAAGAAAUGCUAAAAUCAUAUGGCCAAUACAACUCUUUCUAAACUUAAGUGACUCAAACACUGUUUACAGCAAUGCUAUAACAUGGGCCCGUGUGGUUGUAACAAUUAAAAAAGGUAACAAAUCCAUGUCUGUUUUUCCCAUAUAAUACUACCUUAGAGGAGUGUAAUUCCGCUAUGACAAAUUAAAAAAAGUUUAAUUUUUGAAACUACAUAUUUUAAAAACUUUAUCUUCCAAUAUUCAAAGCUUUUAAGCUCUUGACUCUUGCUUGCAUAAAAUAAAAGACGAAUAUUAAUUAUUAAUUUUUUGUCUGUUUUUAAGAGCUAAAUGGAAAUAUUUGGAGGUAAUUACUUAAGCAAACUUAGAGAAAUCAAGAACCUUUGGGGGAAAUUACGGCUAUUGACACCAUUGUUGACAUCUAUGAUUGCACCUUCAAAACAAGCCUCACUCUUAAUAACCACUUGAGAGAAUAGAGAAAAUCAUUAUGAAAUUAUAACAAUAGCAGACAUACCUUGACUUGUAAUUCUAUAGUCUAUAUGUUGUAACAAAGCUGCAUUUGGUUUUUUCUCAGAUCAAAACAGUUAUACAUCAUAUGUAACAGAAUUACCAGAGUCAGAGCAAUGCCUUAGAGAGCAAAAAGAUCAAUCCCAACUUCUAAAUGUUUUAGACCAAAGUAUUGUUGUUGCUGCAUCAGAUAAAGAUGUUGUUCUAAAAGAAUCAGUAGAUGCAAAAAUAAAUAUUAUUUUUAAAGAUGAUAACAUCAAUGCACAGGCUUUACAGAUGGAGAACAUUACAGAAGGAACCUCUAUGAAACGGAUUGUUCGUGGGGGACAUAAGUAUUUCUUCAGUGCAUGUGGUUGGUAUUAAAUUGUGAUAAUUUUAUGUGUUAGUCAUUGCAGAUAAUGAGGCCUAAGAAAUGUAUUUAUUUAUGUGUCUUGGACAGCUUGAAGACAUUUUUAGAGCUUUUUAUAUGUGCUUGAAGUUACAAGACAUGUACUGAGUUCACCAGCAUAUAAAUAACUUGAGAAAAAAGGGUUGAUUUCAUUAGAUCAUUACUAACAGAAAUUCAGAAAUGUCUACAUUUGAUGUAAAUUACAGGAGAGUAAAAAAAAUAGUUAUUGAUACCAGUUGUGUUUUUAAUAUUUUUAGAUACUAAACUGGUGAAACUAAAAGCUUCAAAAUGUACAUCAAAAUGUACAUGUGAUGAAGCUAAUCUUGUGAUGAGAUUUGAGAUUGAUCCUAUCAUUAUGGGAAUUUCUAUUAAAGAUGUCAGCUGUGGAAAGGAACAUGUCCUGCUUUUGGGAGAAAAUGGAUCUAUCUAUAGUUAUGGUUUUGGGAGGUGAGCUAAAUGUUAUGUACAUUAGUAUAGCCCUUUUAAAAUGUGUGGAUUAUCUAUUUAAAAUAUCUGGAUUCAAAUUCAAUAAAUUGGCACAUUGAAAAAAAAAAUAAGGAAAAUGUCUUUUAAAGUUUUGCAUGAAAUAGUAAAAUGUUGAAACUUGAAUCGGCUGAUUAAAAAAAAUAUUCUCUGGACUAUAAGAAUAUUAAGCAGACAUGAUUUAGGUGAUAUCGAAGGUGAGAUUGGAAUUCACACUUUCUUUUAGCCUUUUAACUUUUCAACUUUUAUAUCUGGGACGUUAAGUGAUGAACUGUCACAGCUGGUACAGUGAAGAGAAAAGAGUAAGUCUAAAAUCGUAAGGGAUCCUUACUAAAGGCUGCUUCUGUUAAAGCCAUCUGCAUAUUCAUGUUGUUCUGCAUAUCAGUUUAUUUUUUAAGUCUUCCAAAGUUUCAUUUUCCUCAUGCCUCCCUGGGAAGUGAGGUUGAUGAUAUUCUAAUAACAUGACCAAGCCAUCUUCAGUGGUGUGCCUGGAUGGUCUCUGCCAUGUUUUUCACCCCCAGUCAGCAUCAUAGUUAUUCACUGGAGAUUGUCUUUGAUGAGACAUUUUGAAGUUAAUAUUAAUAUGAGUUUGUAUAGAGGUCUCCAUUGAGAUUGCUUAUCCUGUGUAUGUAACAGGUGGGUAGGGCUGGGUUGAGUACAUCAGUGUGUCUAUGUUUUGCCGAAACUUCAUAGUGAUUAUUUUGUGUCUCCACCUUUGAAUGAGGAUCACGUAGAUAAAUAUUAAUUUGAUCAAUCAGUGGAUAAAAAUGAUUAAUAUUUUUGAAUAUCCCUGACAUCUUUUAAAAUUUAAUUUAUACACAUCAACCGUUUUUUUUUUGUCAUGAACUGGGCAGGAUUUAUUUCAUCAUUACUCACUGUAAAAAUGAAGACUGUAACUUGAUUUUUAUUUCAGUAGAGGACAGUUGGGGCAUAACUCUGUAGAGGGGAAUUCAUCACCAACUUUGAUAGAAGCAUUAGAUGGAUUACAGAUGAGAGCUAUAGCUGCCGGAGGUUGGCAUUCAGCAGCUAUCUCAGGUUUGUGAAAUGAUUAGUUCCCUUGAACUGUUGAUAUCAUCAUCAUUAUCAGUGGCACUACAGCCCAUGUAGGGCCCUGGCCUUCUUCACCACAUCCUUCCAUUCGGAAUGAUUCAUUCGAAUGAUUUGAUUAGAGAUUAUUAGAGAUAUAGAGUGUGCCUUUUUUUAUUGUUGCGACUAUGGGUGGGUCUUUGAACAGUUGUUAUAGCUCUUGGUACGUACGGAUUCUCCAGACACAAUUUUUCUAUCACUGGGCCAUAUAUUUUUCUGAGGAUUUUCCUCUCCCAUGUAUUAAGGAGGUUCUCUGCUUUUCUGGUAAUGGUCCAAGUCUCAAUAUCGUAAGUUACUACUGGUCUUAUUCUUAUGAUAGUGGUGUAUAUCUUUGUUCCCCUUGAGAGGUUUUUGCUUCCCAGUAGCGUUUGUAGGCUGAAAUAGGAAUGGUUGCCUGCUGUUAUCCAUUCUUUCACCUCCAACAUUACUUCAUUGUGCUCGUUUAUAGUUGCCCCUAGAUAUUUGAAUGUAGCCACUCUCUCAAAUUUGUGGUUGUUUAUAUUGAUGUUGUCAUUAGCGUGGGAGUUUCCUGACAUUAUCAUAUAUUUUGUCUUCGGUUCAUUUACGUCAAGACCAGCUUUGACUGAGGCAUUUUCAAGUUCCCUGAAUGCUUUAAUUAUGUCAUUACUGUUUCUACCCAGUAGCACUAUAUCGUCUGCGUAUUCCAGGUACUGCAAUGGCUGGCUAUAUAAGGUUCCUGAUGGUUGUUGUUCUGUAAUACCUCCCUGGAAGAAGCUUGUUAUGGUUCCGCUGGUGCUCACAUGUAUGCUUCUAAUAACUUUUUGUAGCGUGAUGUUAAACAGGAUACAUGAUAGUGAAUCUCCUUGUCUGAGGUUCUGAUUAACUGGGAACUCCUUUGAGUAUUCUCCCUGCAACUUGAUUCUACUUUUGGAGUUAGCCAUCAUUAUAUGCAUGAGCCAAGUAAGCUUGUUAGGGACUCCAAGUUCUUCUGGAGCGUUGUAUAAAUAAUUCCUGUCUAUGCUAUCGUAUGCUGUUUUGUAAUCCACGUAUAGUUGGUGUAUGUCGAUAGGGGUCGUCCAUUAAUUACGUCAACAAUUUUUAAGCAAUUUUUGAACCCCUCCGCCCCCCUGUCAACAACUGUCAAACUUUCAAUUACCCCCUUAUUUAAUUAUGUCAACAUUUUCUAAACCCCACUCCAAAAAAAAAAAAAAAAAAAACAGGAAUUAUAUUAUAAAGAAAUUUAUAAUAAUACAUUUUACUUUGUGCUGAUCUAAUUUAAUGACACAAAAUUGUAGGAAAAACAUUUCAUUACAUCUUUAGCUUGUUAAUCAACAAGUUAAAAAGUUUUUACACUUUAAUUUUAUAAUGCAGAAUCAAUUGAAAGGUUGUUAAAUACUUAAUAUCAUUGUUUGAGGUAUAACUAUGAUUAUUGUCAGUAAAGCUGACAAUUAUGGCAUAGUUUCUAGCUGCUAUCAUCUUCCCAAGUAGUAGCCAGGUUUGCUCUAUUGUUACAAUUGGCAUCAGGGACAUCAUUUUGGUAGGGCAGGGGUCAUUUGCCCCCACCCCCUAAUUUGGAGGUUUUAUUAAAAUUUCUAUGUACUGUGACGCCUCCAGUAAUAAACAACUUAACAAGCCGACCACGUUUUGUUUUGCACCCUCACCUCCUUUAAAAAAACAUGAAAUGGCGCCCCUAUUAGGCAUAGUCUAUAGUAGCUGAUUUAUCUUUUACAUCUUGCAGCCCUGAUCCUCAUCUAACCAUUCAGCAUUUAAAAUAGAAGCAAUAUUCAGUAUGAAUUGCCAUAAGCUCUAUCUCCUUGCAACUACUCACAUUGGUACUUUUUGAAUCCUUUUUUGUUGAGGAGCAGGUGUUAAUUUCUUAUGCUCAAGAGGGCAUUGUCGAUGCUGUUGAACAUGCUUUUUCAAAAUGACUUUAAAUUUUUUUUUUUUUCGUAUUUGAGGUCCCACGAUCAAUGUAUGGAUUAUUUUGGCUCCUGGUUUUAAUUCAGAGUUAGCCUUCUCUUAGAUGAGUUGCAUUCCAAGGCUAACGAGUUCCAUCAAGCCGGGGUGCUUGGGAAUUUGCUUUGGGGGGGAUUGAACUCCAGAACACCACUCUUUGGAGUAAGUAAAUUUAGACCACUCGGCCACCCAGCACCCUUGUGAUGCAAAAUAGAUGUUACAGAUUUUGCAAAUCCGUUCAAGCAAGGAUGUUAUUAUUGUUACUCACUUUACAUUCACCUAAUUCUCAAAAUAUAGUAUUCCUACGCUAUCAAUAUCAUUAAUCUUGACUGAACAUGAAACUUGAACCUUGUCCUUAUUUCAUACCUGCAACAGAAUCUACAGGUGAAGAGAGGCCAACUUUUGACUUCUCUAGCACUAACAAAGUGUACUAACAUUCUGACCAGCCAUCUGCAGUGCACAGAUUGACACACAUUAAAUAAAUCUUAUAUUGUUAAAAGCCUAAUAUUAUGACUAUUUACACUCUUUUACACUUAGACUUAUUAUUUUUUUUAAAUAAUGUCAUAACCAGUAAAUUUUUAAGAUUAAAAUUUUAAUAUAGAUUGUUUACGUCAACUAAUCUAAACGCCUCUCCCUUCCCCUUGUCAACAACUGUCAAACAUUUCCAACCCCCACCCCUAUUUUGUUGACGUAAUUAAUGGACGUCCCCAUAUUAUAAUAUUAUACUUCUCCAGGAGACAUCUCAUAGUCUCAUAGUAAAAAUAUGAUCCGUGGUUGACCUAUUCUGCCGGAAUCCGGAUUGGUAGUCCCCUAGGAUCUGUUCACUAUACCUUUCCAGUUUUCUUGCUAUAAGUUUUGUGAGGAUUUUGUACAUUACAUUAAGGAGGGAGAUUCCUCUGCAGUUUGAACAGACCAACUUAGAUCCUUUUUUGUGAAUUGGGAUUAUGAGUGUUCCAUUCUAUUAUUUCUAUUGGCAUUUCUUCCUCCUGCCAGAUUCUGGAUAUGAGGUCGUGUAUUUGCCUAUGAAGUUCGUUAACACCUAGCUUUAUCAGUUCUGCAGAGAUAAGGUCUAUUCCUGGGGCUUUGUUAUUUUUCAUGGUGAAGAUGGCAUCUUUUAUUUCAUUUAAUGUUGGUUGGUUGACCAGUGGGUCCGGUCCUCCUUUUAGUAGAGCGUAAUCCUCAGAGGUUCCUCUACCUGAGCCAUUCAGAAAGCCUUUAAAGUGUUGUGCCCAUCUCUCUAGAACUAUACUGCUCUCUGUGAUCAAUUCUCCAUCCGUAAUUUCACACUUGUGGGAUCUUGCUUGAAAGCCAUUCUUUUCCUGCUUUAUCUUCAGGUACAUUCCCCUCACAUCUCUUUCUUUUGCCAACUCUUCUAUCUCUAAUAUUUUUUAUUUUUACCAAACAUUUUUUGUUUCUGCAAAUUUUGCUAGCCACCCUUCUUAUGUCAUUAAAUAAUUGGGUAUUAUCGGCUUAAAUCUCAUCGUUUCCUCUGUUACACUCUUCUGUUUCCUCUUUUCCCAUUUCUCGUUUAUAUCAACGUUGCUGGCUGAUUCCCUUUUAGAUAAUUCUAGUUGAGUUUUAAUCUUCUGCUGAUAUUCCUCAAUAAUUUUUGGGUCCCUGCUUAAUUUCUGGCUGUUGUACUGUUUUUCUUUUUUCUUUUGUUUAUUGUUGCUGUUACAAAUUCAUUUUUUAUAUUUGAUUCUUACAAGUAUGUGGUCUGAGUCUAUGUCCACCACUCUACAGCUUUGUACAUCUAAUAUGUCAGAGCCAUGCCUCCAGUCAAUGAGUAUGUGGUGAAUUUGAUUACAGGUAAAUCCAUCUGGAGAUAUCAAUGUCGCUUAUUUAUUUGUUUUUGUUGGAAUACUGUGCUUCUGAUUGUUAUUCCUUUUCUAUAAGAUGUGUUCUGUUCUCAUUGCUCUCAUCAUGCAGACUUUCCUUUCCGAUUGUUGGUCUGUAAGCAUGUUCUUUCCCAAUUUUUGCAUUAAAAUCCCCAAGUACUAUUUUGGUGUCAUGGCGUGGUGCCUCAUCAAAUACUCUUUCCAGUGUUUCGUAGAAAGUUUCCUUCAUGCUUUCAUCAGUAUCUUGCGUUGGUGCAUGUGCGCAGAUUAACGUGGUGUUAAACAUUUUUCCUCUUAUCCUCAUGGAAGUCUUUCACUCGCUGGUUUAAACCAAAUGACUGCAUUUACUCUUUGACUGCAAACCCUGUGUUGUAUCCACUGUAGAAUAUUGUAUACUCCUUAGUACUUAGGAUGUCUGAGUCUUUCCAUCUGAUCUCCUGCAAUGCCACAACCACGAUUCUAUAUCUUAACAAUUUGUCACUAAGGCGGGCCCAUGCUCCCGCUCUGUAUAGACUAAGUACAUUCCAGGUCGCUAUCCUUAAGUCAUAUUUUUGUUCAGGCAUGGGUCGAAAUCCAAAAUUAUCUGUUUUUCUGUAUGUGGUUUAGCUUUCUUAACACUUGCUUUUUUACGUGACAGGGUCCUUAGCCCUGCGCACAACUGUCUGGGGGGAUGCCUCUUGCAACUCUCAGGGUGGCUGCCUUUGUAGUGGGUUGGGUCCCUAGCCUAUGUGGCAAUAGGUACUGAUUUUGAUCCGCACCCAGGUAUUUUAUUUCCCCGGUACCCACCAUAUCUGGUGGGCUUUCCCCUAUCCGCCACCUGGGGAGGCGCUUGAUAGAAAAUCAGUAUCCCCUCACGAGGAACUGUUGAUAUAAUCAGUUAUUUCUAUAACCGUAUAACUAUUUGUAUCUAUAUAUAUAAUUUGCCAGAAACUAGGGCACAAGACCAAGACAACCACGCAGGCUAUAUAUAGAUAUGCCAGAGCAAGCAAGACGCAGGCAAACCCUUCUCUCCCAUCCCUUGCCUGCCCAUCAUUGGUCUCGAGACAUGCGCACUGCGAUGGAGCUAACGCCCCCCCCCUCCUGCACCACCCUCGCUUGCCAGCCAGUUUGCGGCUUAGCAUACGCUGUGGUUCGGCGUGAAAUAAAAAGUGUGCCGUGACGUAUCAUGAAAAGGGGGCGGGGGGAAGGGGUGUAGCAACAUUGGCAUUCUUAAAUGUGCGUAACCUGAGUUCAAGUUUUUUGUCAAGUAACUUAAGUAGAUGGGAAGUUCAUGCAUUGCUACCGCCAAUGUUUGGCCGGCUAUAACUAGUUCUUUAUAAUUUUAUAUACACAGAACUAUUAUAAUUUAGAUUUCUUCCAUCCUAUUCUUUUUUUUUAUUUUCAUAAAAUAAUUGCUAUUGUACCAUAAUAAUAUAUGUUGCUGAUUUUUAUUUCGUGUAACUUGCAGACAUUGGAGACCUUUACAUGUGGGGCUGGAACGAAAGUGGUCAGUUAGGAAUUUCACUUGUAAAAAAUGAGAGAAAUAAUAGUGGCAGCCUAUCAGUAUCAUUUGACGAGACGGUCCAUGUGCAGGCAGAGCCACAUUGUAUUGCAAUGAAUGAAGAGUUUAAUGCAGUAGCUGUGGCUUGUGGCGCCAGACAUACUGCAUUUCUUUCAGGUAACUUUCUAUCACUUCAUUAUGAAAAGUGCUAUUUAAAAUGAUAACUCCUGUGUAAUGCAGCUCUGGCAUAAAAUAAUGUACAUACAUCUUUUUUUGAAAAGACAGUAAGUUUCAUAUUUUUUUCAUAGCACACAUUCUUAUAUUUAUUUUUUAAGAUGCACAAAAGCUUAGAAAUUUUUAGUGAGGAAUUUUUUUUUUAUUAUUCCUUUAGCUUCACUGACUGUAAAUGACUAUGCAAGUAGGCAAAUCAGUUAUCAGUUUUUGUUGUUCUAUAAAACUAACAUGUAUUCUAUAAAACUGCAUUAAUGUAUUUUUACAGAUGAUGGGAAAGUUUAUGUGUGUGGCUGGAAUGAUUAUGGACAACUUGGGCUUGGUCACUUGGAGUCACAAAGGAAGUUCACUGAAGUAGAGGCAUUACAAAAACUCAAAUGUGUUCACAUAUUUGCUGGACAAUGGAAUACAUUUUUUGUAUGUGAAAUCAAGCUUAAUGAUAAAAAAGUCAAAUUUUAGAAUGAACACAAAUAUUAACUCAAAGAGGGUAUCAAAUGAAAGC